AUGUCUUCGAGCCGCGAUGGCACCCCUCGAAAACACAAGCGCCCAAUUGUCCCGCGCGACCAAGACAUGACCCCGCGCCCGACCCAGAAGCGCAUCCAGACGGCCGACUCGGAGUCCGAAUACUCGGUGCUAUCGGCAUCCCGCUCCCAGUCUCAGUCGCAGCGAUCGCAUUCCCAGCGAUCGGGAAGUCAGUCGCCUCGGAAACAGCUCGACCUGCUCAAGGAUUACGAUCGCGGUGUCGAGAUCCGUCCCGUGGCUACGCUCAAGCAGCCCUCGGCAGCGCUUGGCGGCUUUCGAGAGAAGAUGAGCCUCAGCUCCAUGGGGAUUGGCAUUCUUCCCCCGGCGAGCAAGGAGCCCAUCCAUGCGUACAUGGCCCAGGAUGGCGCGUCAGCAGAGACUGUCCCGGACUUUUCCUUCUCCGAGGAGAGGCAUCGGAUCGGACACACGCCUCCACUCGAGGCUGUCCUGGCCGUGUUGGAAGAGGCGCUUGAGUGCGAAUCCAGGUAUCACGGAGAAGCCCAGUGGAACGUCGAAGUGCACAGCCAGAUCCUGCGCAUGGCUCUCCGACCACCAGGUCGCCCGAGUUUCAGCAACCUGGUGAAUUACCUGACAUGCCCUACAGCGUCCGUUGUCCGUGAAUUCCUCACUCCCUUCUGCGCCCCUAAAAAGAUCGACUUUUGCAUUUACAUCGAUCCCGCAAACGACGAGAGUGCCUCUUCUGCCAAGAUGAAGUCGGCCGUGGCCGCAACCAAAAGUCGGCGGCCCGGGGCGACUGUCAACCACACCAACUACGUGCCCCUCAGUGACCGUCCCAUCGCCCUGAGCAUAGAGACUAAGAAGCCCGGCGAGGCCUGGGAGGCCGCCCUGCUGCAACUAGGCGUGUGGGAGGCUGCGCAUUGGAACUCUGUGGAGGAUCUGUGGGGGAACCAAGGGCAGCAACGAGAGAAUCAAGGGGAGCAACAAGAGCAGCAAGGGCAACAAGGGCAACAGCAUGAUGACCUUCCUCCGUUUCUUGACUUCAUCCCCGGCAUCGUCAUCCAAGGACAUGAUUGGUUGCUGGUCCUAUCGCUGAGGGAAGGCGAAAAGACCAUCCUAUACAGCAAAAUCAACAUGGGCGCCACGAACAGCCUCAUGGGCAUAUACAAAAUUGUUCACAGCCUGCAAAUCAUUCGGCAGUGGGCUGCCGAGACAUACUGGCCGUGUGUGCGGCAAGCUAUACUCGCAGGAUGA
Molecule: messenger RNA, 1230 nt
Organism: Ilyonectria robusta
Lineage: Eukaryota; Fungi; Ascomycota; Sordariomycetes; Hypocreales; Nectriaceae
Exons: 2
Coding region: 1-1230 (409 amino acids)
Source: RefSeq, a predicted model, not a curated record